AAUGGCAAGGGGCAGAUUUAUUGAUUCAGGACAAGGGACAGUGUAAGAGAAAAGGGAUCACGUAGAGUUGGUUAUCCAUGUAGAGCAGCAGGCUGGGGAGGCGAGGCAGACAGAGUGGCACACAGUAGGGUGGUACAGACAUACGUCCGCCUCCCAGGAGGAGGUUCUCUUACUGUCGGGGGGAGGAGGGAGCUGCAGCCGGCCGGGCGUGAACCUCAAUCCUAGGAAAGGCACAAACUUCCCGGUCUGGGAGAUUAUUUCGUGGAAGGGGGAUUUAUUGAACAAGAAAAUAAGACCCACACCCCCCUCUGAUUGAGGGGGGUUCCCAGACAUCAGGAGAUCCCGAAAAUCCCCCACUGAGGAGAACAAGAUGGGCAGCACUAAGAGUAAGCCCCGGGAGGGGGGACCCCGGAGCCGCAGUUUGGACAUCGCAGAAGGAUCCCAUCCCCCUUUCACAUCACUAUCUGCCUCUCAAACUCCCAGCAAGAGCCUGGAACAUCAUCGCCCUGCUCCACCCUUUGGGGGUAACUUUGACCUCACUCCGUUUGGGGGGGUGAACUUCCCAGACAACAUUACCUCUCCUCAGCGAAUGGGACCACUGUCAGGUGGGGUCACCACUUUUGUGGCUUUGUACGAUUAUGAGUCUCGCACAGAGACAGAUCUGUCCUUUAAGAAGGGAGACAGACUGCAGAUCGUCAAUAAUACACGACCAGAUAUCAGGGAGGGAGACUGGUGGCUGGCUCGUUCUCUCAGCUCUGGACAAACUGGGUAUAUCCCCAGCAACUAUGUGGCACCUUCAGAUUCCAUCCAGGCAGAGGAAUGGUAUUUGGGGAAGAUCACUCGCAGAGAGUCAGAACGGUUAUUGCUAAACCAAGAAAACCCUCGGGGGACUUUUCUGGUACGAGAAAGUGAGACUACGAAAGGUGCGUACUGUCUGUCUGUCUCUGAUUACGACCCAUCUCGUGGUCUGAAUGUCAAACAUUACAAAAUCAGGAAGUUGGACAGCGGCGGCUUCUACAUUACAUCUCGGACUCAGUUCAGCAACUUGCAGCAACUGGUGGCCUACUAUAGCAAGAACGCAGAUGGACUGUGUCACCGACUCACUACUGUAUGUCCCACCUCAAAGCCUCAGACCCAAGGGCUGUCCAGGGAUGCCUGGGAGAUUCCACGAGACUCGCUGCGAUUAGAGUUAAAACUUGGACAGGGUUGCUUUGGGGAGGUGUGGAUGGGCACGUGGAAUGGAACAACAAGGGUGGCUAUUAAGACGCUAAAGCCUGGUACUAUGUCACCUGAGGCUUUUCUACAGGAAGCCCAGGUCAUGAAGAAGCUUCGCCAUGAAAAGCUUGUCCAGUUGUAUGCUGUUGUGUCUGAGGAACCAAUCUAUAUUGUGACAGAAUAUAUGAGCAAAGGUAGUCUGCUAGAUUUCCUAAAGGGUGAGAUGGGGCGCUAUUUGAGGCUCCCUCAGCUUGUGGAUAUGUCUGCACAGAUUUCCUCUGGCAUGGCCUAUGUGGAGCGUAUGAAUUAUGUGCAUCGUGAUCUCCGGGCGGCAAACAUCCUGGUGGGAGAGAAUCUAGUGUGUAAAGUGGCUGACUUUGGGCUGGCGCGACUAAUUGAGGAUAAUGAGUACACAGCACGGCAAGGUGCCAAAUUUCCUAUUAAGUGGACAGCCCCAGAGGCAGCGCUUUAUGGAAGAUUUACCAUUAAGUCAGAUGUCUGGUCUUUUGGAAUCCUCCUUACAGAGCUAACCACAAAGGGUAGAGUGCCAUACCCUGGCAUGGUAAACCGUGAGGUGUUAGACCAGGUUGAGCGUGGGUACCGUAUGCCUUGUCCACCAGACUGCCCAGAGUCUCUACACGAUCUAAUGUGCCAGUGCUGGAGAAAAGAUCCUGAAGAGCGUCCAACGUUUGAGUACCUGCAAGCAUUCCUAGAGGACUAUUUUACUGCAACUGAACCCCAAUAUCAGCCUGGAGACAACCUCUAGAAAGCCAAACUGAAUUGUAGGUCAAUCUCUAGGCCCAGAUGCAAGAUGUCUGGCAGGACUCAUCCCUGACCACUGAAUUAUGCAUAGCAGUUGUUGACUGAUCAUCUUCCAUAGUCAGGUGGUACGUUCUGUUACUACUGAGGGUAGACAAAGAAGUCUCCCUUCUCUACUCCCUAUCUGCUAUGCUAACAUUUUAAUUCCAUCACCUAUUUAUGUCACAGGGAUUUCUGUGUGUCCCCUUGAAUUUUGGGACUGAAUUGUGGAUGCAGCUGUUGCCACUCACUGUGGUAUUUUCCCAGGGAAGAGUUCAUCUUUCUUCCCUCUUCAUAUAGCGAGAGGUCGGAGCUUUUUAAACAACCAUGUUUUGCAACUCUUACAAUGGAAUUGACUUUGUAAAUAAUGUACUUGGGUGAUAAAACCGCACCUCCCUGCUCGCCCAUCACUGUAAAACAAACUGGCAGACUGAGAAUAGACUGAUAUGUUGCCCUUCCACUCUGGAUUUUUACUCUCCUUUUCUAUAUUUGUGGGUUUUGGAUUGGGGUGGGGGAGGGGGGUUAGGUGCAUUUAAACAUCCUUAUGAGGGCUGUGCCCCUGUUUUGUCUUCCAGGUCUCCCUUUCUAUACUUUCUUAUGUGGUGAGAAGACUGAGCUAUCUCAGUUCAUGUACGAUGAGAGAAUGACAGCCUUUCAUCUAGCUAUCGAUAAGCUAUAAAAUGCAUUGGGAUUCAUGUUUUCCUUUUAACCCUCUUGGAACUUCUGUUUUAAAGUCUCUCUGCUGUAAAGUGCCAAAGCACCUGUGAAUCCUGGCAUGAAUUUCCUACAAAUCUGGCCUAAUGUAGGGUUUGAAAUAUGUAAAUUUGAAAUAAUUUGUCUUCAGAAUUUACAGGAGGAUUAUUUGGGGGGUGGGGGGUCCUUUGCAUUACAUCCACAUCCAGUGUUGAAUGGAUUGUCUAAAGUGCCACUAUCAUGACAGGUAAAGAAGCACUUAAUUAUGAGACCUAGUUCUUUGUUAAAAUGGGUUUUGUUUUUAAAAGUACUUUCUUUGUACAUGCUUUUUUUGUUUUGUUUUUUAAUGGUUUUCUAAAGCUGCAUAUGGUUAUGCUUUAGUUUAAACCUCCGCUGCAGCCAGGAGAGAGAGGUUUUUUAUGUUAGAAACAUCUGUUUAGAAAAUCACCCCUGAUGUCUUCCGUAUACUUUUUAUUUGAAUGCAGAUGUUUACAAGUUAGAAUACAGUAAAGCCAACCAGUUGCAGUGAGUGGCAGCGCAGAGAUGAGCAUAACGUUUGAUUUUUAAUUUCAUCACUAUAAAGACUUUAUUAUAUUAAAAAGAAAAUGGCUAUAUGGUUCCUUAAGUAAAAGUAUUUCUCUAUAGCCCAGGAUAGUGUCUUCUAAAACUGACUGUAUAAUAUAAUUUCUGCUAGAGAGCUGCCAGGCUACUCUGGCAGCAAAGGGGGUUACAUUUUACAAUUUUCUUGAAACUGUAUUAUAGGUAAAUAGUUUUUUAAUUUACUGUAGUCUUUUGGAACCUGACUUAUCGAUAAAGGUUUUUUUUUUUUUUUUUUUGGCCGAAGGUCUGGGAUUACUGUUUUAACCCUAUCUGGUACCACAUUCUAGCUUGGGCUAGUAGUAGGUUAAUCCUAAUUUUCUCAGGGAUGGGGAGGUGUGGAGUUUUAAACUGCCAAUUAGAGGAGAGGAUAGGGGAGGGGCUUGGCAGACAGUGUUCUUCAAACAUGCUCUGGUACUCACAAUUUUAUUUUAACUCAUCUAGUGUUUGUAGCUGCUAUUUACAUCUUUGUUUUUGUGUGAAUACUGCUCUGUUGCUAAUGCCUCUCCCUUAUGGUGCCAAUCUAAUUUAUAUGCUGGGGUACGUGUUUUUUGUUUAUAUGCCACUUGGGUGCAGAGCUAGAAAUAUAUCUUCUGCCUGCUAACCCAGAUACACUGUAUGUAUAAGAUUUUUUUAUGGACACGUGUAGAAUGCCAAUGUUUAAAUGUCAGAAUAAGCAAAUAGAUGGGAAAGGGAAGAAAAAGGGUGCAUUAAUAGUAACACAAACAUUGGCACUACUGCUUUUUAUUUUUAGCAAUAAUAUUGUACAUGGAAUAAAGAGUUAGAUAUUUG
Molecule: messenger RNA, 4095 nt
Organism: Bombina bombina (fire-bellied toad)
Lineage: Eukaryota; Metazoa; Chordata; Amphibia; Anura; Bombinatoridae
Gene: SRC
Product: SRC proto-oncogene, non-receptor tyrosine kinase
Exons: 13
Coding region: 371-1981 (536 amino acids)
Biological process (GO): epidermal growth factor receptor signaling pathway; innate immune response; bone resorption
Cellular component (GO): extrinsic component of cytoplasmic side of plasma membrane
Molecular function (GO): growth factor receptor binding; non-membrane spanning protein tyrosine kinase activity; ATP binding
Source: RefSeq, a predicted model, not a curated record